UUUCUUGCAUACGUGGAUCCCACUCCCACUUUCUACUAUACUCUUCCCUUCUUUAUAUACACACACUCACUCACACAUAUCCCCUUCCCUUCAACCACCCCCUCUUACUCUCACCGGAAACCGGUACCAAAAGCGCGCCAAAUCCCCACACCCUCCCGCCAAAAACACCUCACACACGCAGCAGUAGUUAUAUUCACCUAUUUCUGCUCACCUGUCAAAUUCCUCUCUAAAACCUUCAACCAAAUUUCUUAGUAAGUUUCUAUUUGAUCUUUCAUGUUAUGGCGGUACAAAACACUGUGACCGUACGAUCAGCGGUUAAGUUUACAGAGCACGUGAUCACAACGAACAAGCCUGCAGCAACGACGUCGUUUAAGAGGAAAGUUGUUAGGAUUACUAUGACGGAUCCCUACGCAACCGAUUCAUCUUCCGAUGAGGAAGAAGAUGAAGAACGAUUAACAACGAAGAGGAUUAAGAAGCAUGUGGUUCAAAUCACCGUUGAUUCUUCUUCUACGAGAUUUGUGAAGCGGAAUCGGAACAGGCGGCGCGUGAGGUGCACGGGAGCAACGGUGAAGAAGUACCGAGGUGUUCGCCGGCGGCCAUGGGGGCGUUACGCCGCGGAGAUACGUGAUCCGGCCCGGCGGAAGCGCGUGUGGCUAGGUACGUUUGAUACGCCGGAGGAAGCUGCCACGGUGUACGAUAACGCCGCCGUGAGGAUGAAAGGUUGUAACGCCGUUACGAAUUUUCCGGUAGCUUCGUUAACGGAAGCUGAAAUCGUUGACAGUAAAAAACCUAACGGUUACGGUGAAGUGGAUGUUAAUGUUAAUGUUAAUGUUAAUGUUAACGACGUCGUUUUGUCGCCGACUUCUGUGCUUCCGUUUGACGAUGAGUUACCGCCGUUUGACGGUUUUCGGUAUGAUGACGUGGAUGCUUUUGGUUUUUGUUUUAAUGUCGACGUGGAUAUUAAUUAUCCGGAUUUUGAGGUUCCAGUUAAUUACUACGGUGAAGGGUUUUGUGAUUUUGACAUUGAUGAUUUUCUCGUUGAUAAUUAAGUAUAUUAUAUAUUAUUAUAUUUAUAAUUAACUUAAGUAUCUAUACAUAUAAUAAAGUAAAUUAAAUGUGGACACGUGGCAACUGAUCAAGGUAUUGUUUCUUUGGUUUUGGCGCAAUUCCCCUGCUCCACAAUUACUUCACGUGUUUGGAUUUGGGUAAACCCGAUAAUCAUACGGAUCCUAUAUAUUCUUAUUUCCUAAUUUUCUCUGAUUCUAACCCUAGGUUUUCCCCCAGUACGUUCAUCUCUCCUCCCAACAUCUAUUCGCCUCCCAUUAGAUAUCAAGUUUUGAUCUUGAACUCCUUGGUUUUCUAUCUUUGCCUGAAUCAUUGUAAUCGUUUCCUUCAACAUCUUCCAAAAUCAAAGGUUAGGGUUUGUUAAAAUCUCACUUGGAUAGAAGGAGAAACGCUACGCGAUUGGUUCCCACAUAUCUUUCAUAUGGCCAAAAAUACUGCUGCAAACAAACGAGGUCUGAGUCGAAAAGCAUUUCCACCUGAAUACGCUUGAACUUAAAAAUGUAAGGGACAAGUUUGAAAGUUUAUAACCAGACUGUCGAUUGACUCGCGUUGAAGGUAUGGGACAUAAAACUCUUCAUUUACAUCUGAUCGUUAGGAAGUUUGCAGAACCAACUAAAGGUUUUAGAGUGAUUUAGUGUUUUGAGAUGAUAUGUGCAAAGCCCAAACAGCUUCCACGAGAUGUCCAGUAAACCGCUUCCACAAGAUGUCCAAUAAGCCCAAUCCAAAAGCCCAAUUCAUAACAAAAAACAAACCAUUAGAUAUGUAUAAACAAGUAAAAAAUAAAAAAUUAUAACAUGUAUGUGACUGUUGAGUAAUUUCAUUUAUGCCUGUUAUGUUUUGAUUGUCAUU
This is a messenger RNA of Helianthus annuus (common sunflower), 1914 nucleotides long. Its product is annotated as pathogenesis-related genes transcriptional activator PTI6. Gene Ontology annotation, biological process: regulation of DNA-templated transcription. The transcript has 3 exons. The coding region runs from base 279 to 1049 and encodes 256 amino acids. The record is from RefSeq and is a predicted model, not a curated record. NCBI's taxonomy places the organism in Eukaryota, Viridiplantae, Streptophyta, Magnoliopsida, Asterales, Asteraceae. Gene Ontology annotation, molecular function: DNA binding; DNA-binding transcription factor activity.